GAUGACGGAGCAACUUGUGGCACGGGUGACAGGCGGGAUAGAAGGAGAGGUGGGGCCAGAGCAUGUGCGGUAUGCUGGGUCACUGAGUGGGUACUCGCUGGGACGGCUGAGGAGCGAGCCCGCGGCGGUGCAAGGGGCGGCGGCGCGGUUGGCGGCGGCGUUGGAGGAGACAGCGCAGAAGGAGUACCCGGCGUUCGUGCAUGCAGCGGCGACAAUGGGCGAGGUCCGGCAUGAGUUUGAGGCGGUGUCUGAGGCGCUGGACGGGGUGGUGGCGAGGCUGCCUGCGGCUGUGGACGCCGCACACCACUUUGCUGAGGCUGGGCGGGCGGCGCUGGACGAACGGCGACGCAACGCGCUGGUCUUGGCGCAAGCGCCACAGCUUGUGGAGCUGCUGGAGGCGCCUGCACUGAUGGAGUCGCUGGUGCGAGCCGAAGCGUACGACGAUGCGCUUGCGCUGCGUGAGUUUGUUGUCAAGGCCGGGAAGAAGCUCGGCCACAUUCCGCUGGUGGCGAGCUUGGUGGGCAAGGUGGGCCGAGCGACGGCGCUGAUGGUGGGCCAGAUCCGUGCCCAGUUGGAGAGCGACGUCAAGGUGCCUGCCUGCAUUACCUUGGUCUCGCUCCUCCGCCGGGUCGGUCUGUUCUCGCCGCGGCAGCUGCGGGUCAUGUUUCUGGCAGCACGCAACGCUUUUCUGCGUCAGCAGCUGGAGGCUGUGCCGACGUCCGAGGCCGGGCACUAUGUGCUGGACAUGAUCAACGCGUACCGAGUGACUGCGCUGCAUGUGGUGACGCAGUACUCUGCCGUCUUUGCCGACGAUCUGAACUCGGACGGCGGCGCUGCGAGGGCGGCGCUCAAUCUGGUGUCCAUCAACUACGGAAACUUGUCGGUGGUGCUGGAGGCUGUGCUGAAGACCGUCAACGAGCAUGCCCAGCAUCUGACUCGGCUGUCGGCUCAGCCCAAGCCGCUGCAGGCGGACGCCCUCGAUCCGCUCCUGGCGCGGUUGGACGCGCUCGAGAGCGAGCGGAAGGCAGAGAAGGCCGCCGCCGCCGCCCGCGAGAAGGAGCUCAAGGAUGCGGUGAGGGCCGCAGAGGCCAAGGUCGCUGCCCUCGAGGCAGUCGUCACCCCGCUUGCCGAUGACGUUUCCAACGUCGUGGCCCUUGCCGCAGGCGCCAUGCCCAGGUCCGAGACCGAAGACCGCCUUGCAGAGAUCGGCAGCAGCCAGUCCAAGCUCGCCGAUCGCCUCACCGUCCUCGCCAACAGCCUGCCGGAGACGUAUGCGACAAAGGCCGAGGUGAGCGAGAUGGGAGCAGCCCGCAAGAGCCCUGCGCCGGCCCGCCCAGGCAGCACCUCGACGCCGCUGGGUGCCGGCCUAGGCGCCGACAGCUCUGGCCUUGCUGUCGAGGUCGAGGGCCUUGCCUCGCGGAUGGCAGACCUCGAAGGCCUUGUCGGCGGCGUCGAGGUGCCAGGCGUUCGCGACGCAGCAAACGUGCUCGAGGCCCGCGCCGAUGCUGUCCACGCCGUUGUCUCGGAGCUCGAGGCCAAGAUGGCCAUUCUGUCCGAUCAGGUAGCGGCGGCAGCAGCGGCAGCGGCGACAGGCGGAUCUGGUGGUGGCUCUGGCGAUGAUCAUGGUUCCGCUGCUGGCGGCUCCGGUGACGGCGGUGCCAUGCUGGCAGGCCUCUCGUCGGACGUCUCCAAGCUCAAGAUGCUGCGGCCGGAGAUCGACACGCUCAAGCACUCGUUGGCCUCGCUGCGGUCGACGGUGGCGGACGCUGUCGCCCGCGAGGCCGACACCUCUGGCCUACUGGAGACCCACGACGCGACGAUCAAGAACCUCGACGCGGCUGCAGCCAAGAGCCGCGCGCGGCUGGCGGAGCUCGAGUCCGAGCUCGCCCUGGUCAAAGAUGCCGCCGCGCCGGCGUCGGGCCUCGACUCGCUCAAGCAGAACAUGGCGUCGCUCAAGAGCAUGCUCAACGCGCUCGAGGCCGAGUCGGGCGAGGCCAAGGCCGCUGCCGCGACCAGCGAGACCGGCGCGACAGUUGGCUCAGGUGAAGCCAGAGCCAGCAGCGCUGUGGUCAAGGCUGCGCUCGACGCCCUGCGGAGCCGGGUCAGCAAGCUGGAGGCGCGAGCGGCGAGUGGAGGUGCAGCUGUCGCCACAGCAUCUGGCGGUAGUGCAGGCGCCGGAGGCAGCGAUGCGCUGGUGCAGUACCGGCUUGACGCGAGCCUGGAGAGUGACGACGCGGUGGACGAUCUUGCGGCGCUGCAGGAGCCGCUGGCGGCGGCGCUGCGCGAAAAGGCUGAGCUCGGCUACGUCGACGAGGCGCUCAACGAGCUUGAUGAGCGGCUGCGGUCGCUGGCCAACUUUGCGUCGGACAAGCUCGAAGCGCUCGCCAACGCGGUGCGAAGCCGGGCGUCGAUUCGCGACAUGCAGGAGAUGGAGGAGGACUUGCUCGGCAUGCUCUCGGCCUCAACUGGUGAGGGCUCGUACACCACCGCCGGUAGGCUGCAUUUCCGCUGUCUCUCGUGCAACCGGUCGACUGCCACAGUCUCAGGCCCAGCUUCAUCGUUUUACACCCGCUCGCUCACCUCGUCGGGCCGCCCGGCCACCGCUGCCGGGCCAGCCACGUCCUCCUUCGGGCGCGCCGGCUCGAGCCCGCGCAACAUGCGCCCGCCGUCGGCCGCUGGGGCCACCGCCCUGUAUCCCACAGGCGUCACGCCAACUGCCCUCUUCGGUGUCGACAACAGGGUGUACCACGGGCGGGUGGAGACCGAUGGCGAGGCCAGUGCCGGCGCCGGCAACUACGCCACACAUCCGCGUCCGCGCUCCUCGCAGACCAUGCUCAACCGCCCGCCGGCCGAGCCCGAGUACGGCGUGCCCGGGACUGGACCGGUCGACGUCGAGUACACCGAUACGUACGAGAUUCGGUGAGCUCGCAUCUAAAGACAGGAAGGAGGAGGAG
Messenger RNA from Thecamonas trahens ATCC 50062, 2954 nucleotides. RefSeq lists its product as uncharacterized. The annotation marks the transcript as partial. The record is from RefSeq and is a predicted model, not a curated record. Gene Ontology annotation, biological process: intra-Golgi vesicle-mediated transport. The transcript is spliced from 3 exons. NCBI's taxonomy places the organism in Eukaryota, Apusomonadida, Apusomonadidae. Gene Ontology annotation, cellular component: COG complex.